CUUCAGUGUCGACAGGAAGCGAAGGGGGGUUGGUGACAGAGAGCAACAGAGAUAGGAAAGCCAGAGAGAGAGAGAGGUCCUUCACUUCAACCACAGCUGACAACCGAACACCCCACAGAGCUUACAGCAGGAUUCAUGCAGACUGGACAAAGAGCUCUCUCCAUUUCUGCUAAUGUGAUGAUGGCCUCCACUACUUUCAUAAAAGACGCAGGCUGCACAGGCAUGCUGUGCGUCCUGCUGUUCGGACUACUCCUGCCACCAGUGUCUGCCCAAACAUCUACAAUGUCCCCGUCCUCCUCUGUUACUGCCUCCAUGUCAACCGCAGCACCUUCUACCACCAUGGCCGCCGGCACCAAUACACAGCCCCCGACCACCACCACUGUUGGAGGUACAACAAUAAUAAGCACUACCCAGUCCCCUACACUCACAACCUCCGGAGGCACAGCACCCACCGCCCAGUCCCUUACACUCACAACCUCCGGAGGCACAGCACUCACCACCCAGUCCCCUACACUCACAACCUCCGGAGGCACAGCACCCACCGCCCAGUCCCUUACACUCACAACCUCCGGAGGCACAGCACUCACCACCCAGUCCCCUACACUCACAACCUCCGGAGGCACAGCACCCACCACCCAGUCCCCUACACUCACAACGUCCGGAGGCACAGCACCCACCGCCCAGUCCCCUACACUCACAACCUCCGGAGGCACAGCACCCACCGCCCAGUCCCCUACACUCACAACCUCCGGAGGCACAGCACCCACCACCCAGUCCCCUACACUCACAACCUCCGGAGGCACAGCACCCACCACCCAGUCCCCUACACUCACAACCUCCGGAGGCACAGCACCCACCACCCAGUCCCCUACACUCACAACCUCCGGAGGCACAGCACCCACCACCCAGUCCCCUACACUCAUAACCUCCGGAGGCACAGCACUCACCACCCAGUCUCCUACACUUACAACCACCUCAGCUUCCACAGCAUCCACCCAGUCCCCCACAUCAACAUCCGGAGGCUCAACAUCCAUUCCCACCACUCAAUGGACCUCAAUGAUAUCCACCAGUCCUUCAUCAAAUGGUGGUAUUGCUGGUAUGAAUGGAACCACUAUGAUAUACUGCCCCUCAUUCACCUGUAACUACUCAGACUGCUAUACAAUGUACACCAGUCAGAAUACGACUUUAUGUGCUGAUGGUGUGUGCUGGUGUCAGCUGAUAAAACAGACAGACAUUUCUUACACCGUUGGCUGCAGCGCCUCCUGUGCUGAUGUCUGCGUCAACGGCUCUCAGACGAACUGCUCCGUGACCUGCUGCAAUACUACCGGCUGCCUUAGAAGAACUUUUGAAUCCAUGAUGAUGAAUACAACCACAGUAAUGCCAACGACAACAAUAACAACCAAACCCCCAAUGACAACCACCAUUAUUCCAACAACAGCAAAAAAAGGGAACGCAUGCCAUGUUGGUUCAUGUACUGGCACAGAUUGCUACACAACUUUUAAUACGGCCCACACAUGCACCUCCUCACAGCCACACUGCCAACUGAAAAAGGAGACACAGGGGACUGGUUUGAAGUGGACAGCCGGCUGCUCCAACUGUUCUGGCCAGACUCCAUGCAAGGUCACCACACAACCUCCAUGUCACCUGGAGUGCUGCAACGCCACUUUGACCUCCUGCUUGUGGUUGAACGGCACGAUGAAUGUCCCUAAUUCCUCCACAAGAGGUCCUCAUAUCCACACAGAGUUGGUUGCUUCCUUACUUUGCCUGCUCGCCAUCACUUUACUGCUCUGAGUCUCUGAGUGGAAGCUAGUUCAGCUGCUGUUCAGGUCAUUAGGAAAUCAGAGCUUUGUGUAACUCAUUCCUCCAGAAGAAAAGCUUAGCAGUGCAGAGCAUACCACUGCUUCAUUCAUCUCACUGAUAAUAAUAUGUGAUUGUAAUGUAUAUAUGUAAGGGAAUGUGUAAAGCCUCAGUUACAAUGUUGAAUUUGUGUCUCCUUUUUUAAAUCCCUUUUUAUCUCUAGUUCAAGUCUAACCAAAAUAGCUUGAACAGUAUUUGUAAAUGAAAAAUGAUCUUAUAUAACUUCAGGAAUCACUUUACAUUUAAGGUGCAAAUCAACUUUAUAAUUAACACAAUCAUAGUUCUCAGUGAAGUUUUAAGAAGUCAUAUUGAAUCACCAUGUAAUUGGUCAUGACCUUGCCCAUAAUUGUAAUUUAAUCCAGGAUCUGCCUUCUAAAAGAAAGCUGUUUUUGUUUACACCUGUCAUAUGGAAAAUAUUUUAGACAUAUUCUUAUUUUGGAGUGGGAGAGUGAGCCUAAACACAAAGGUUUAUGUUGUUAUAAGUGUAUUUUAGUACGUUAAACUCUCCCUAGAUUAUCAUCUAUUCAAGCCAUUGUGAGAGAAACACAGCUUUGACUGUAAAUGCACUUUAUGAAACACACAUGUUGAGCUGUUAUAGGGUGUUGUGAAGGUUUGCUGGAGCAUUUUCAUGUAGAUGUGAUCCUAAUGAGGUGAGCAAUUUAGUACUUUGGGCUACUCUUUAGUUGAUAUUUUGUGAAUUUUGAGAUGGGUGUCUAUAUUGUGUGGUUUACAGAGAAUAUUUUAAGGUAUAAUGGUGUCAUGUAAAUGUUAAAUACAAUUAGAAUUGUUACAAUAUAUUCUAGUUUUGUGUACUGUGUAAAGUAUGAUUGUGCCUAAGAAAUA
This is a messenger RNA of Eleginops maclovinus (Patagonian blennie), 2700 nucleotides long. RefSeq names its product mucin-2. Lineage: Eukaryota; Metazoa; Chordata; Actinopteri; Perciformes; Eleginopidae. The coding region runs from base 136 to 1791 and encodes 551 amino acids. The record is from RefSeq and is a predicted model, not a curated record. The transcript is spliced from 9 exons.